UCCGACAGACGGAGGCGGACUGGUGCAGUCUGGUCGCUGAGGUUCCUGUCGUCCAGAGAGCUCUGCACAAGCGUUGGAUGGAGAUGCUGACCCAGCAGGGGGCGCUGCAGGAGCUGCAGGGCUUGCUCGGAUGUGCUGAGUCCCGGCUGGAGGAGAAUCUCAGCAGCAUCAAGCGAACGUCGUCCACUCACUCUGAUCUCAAGCAGCAGCUGAGAUCCUGCAAGGACUGUCAGGUGGAGCUGUCCUCCCAUCAGGCCACGCUGGACCUCGUGAACCGGCCGUCGCAGACCUGCAGUACCGAGGGCUGCCAGACGGGGCGCUAUGAACGCAACCAGUUUGCAGAGGAGCAGGGUCGUCUCAACCACCGGUGGCUCCGGUUACAGGAGACGCUCGACUCUCAGAUCCAGGAGCUGGAGCAGGAUUUGCGGAGCAGAGCGGAGCGGGAGGCUCGACUGCAGCAGAUCAACACCUGGAUCACGGAGCAGAACCUCUGGAUGGACUCGGCCCAGACGCCGAGCAGCCAGACGGAGCUGCAGAGGAGCAUCAACAGCUGCCAGAGUCUGGAGGAGAAGAUCCGGCUCAAAGCUGCAGCUCUUCAGGAGCUGAGAGACAAACUCUGUGACGGACGAGGAAGCAGUGACUUGAUCUGCAGGAUUGAUGAAUCCAUCCAGAUCUGUGCAGCUCUCACACAGCGGAGCGACUCUGUGAAGCGGAGGCUGAUUGGGGCUCAGCGGCUGUGGGACUGUGUGGAGACGAGUCUGAAUCAGAUGAUGCAGAAAACGCUGAGAGUGUCUCAGACUCUGGUUUAUCACAGCGACCCUCAGCUCUGCCUGCAGGCGCAGAGGCGUCUGCACGAGCGGCUGCAGCUCCUUCAUGAGGAGACAGAAGCUGCAGAGUCUCUGAGGGACAAGCUGAGUCAAAACGUCUUGUCCCUCAGAGACAUCAUCAGUCCUUCGGCUGCUGCACUUCUCACUGAGCGGCUGGACAGACACACACACAGUUGGACCGUGGCGUCUGGAUCUCUGCACCAGCAGCUCCAGAGGAGUCAGAGGCUCCUGCAGGCCUGGGAGAUCUACUGCGGCCUGGAGGCGUCUUUCUCCCGACGGCUGCAGAAGCUGCAGAGCGACGUCACGUCCGCUCUGAGCGCGGCGCCUGCGGACGACAACAGCACAGAGCAGGUCGCCGUUAAAAUUGAAAAGCUUCAGAGUCUCCUGCAAAGGGCUGACACUUCGCAGUGUGACCUGCAGGGGGUGCUGGAGGCCUCCAAGGACUUGGUUAGUCACCUGGAACCUUCGGCCGCUGCUCUGGUCCAAUCAGAGAGCAGGUUGUUGUCACGUGGUGUCCUGCAGCUCAUUCAGAGGCUCACAGGGGCGUUGGCUCAGCUGCAGGAGGAGCUGAGGCAGCUGCAGGAGUUUGAAGGCGUCCUGGAGUCAGUGGAGACAAACCUGGAGGUCUGGCAGCAGCGUCUGGAGAACGUGGCUCAGACAGGAGACCAGUCUGGCCUCCUGGAGCUGAGCGGCCUGUCUGCUGACCUGGAUGUGCUCAACGAGCUGAGCUGCAGCCUGACGCUGGGCGACGCCGCAGCUCGACACCUGCGACGCCUCAACCGGCGCUGGGCCGACACCUCCGCCAGAGCUGAGGAGGCCUGCAGCGAGCUGCAGACGGAGUCGCUGAGGCAGCAGAGCUUCGAGCAGAAGUGUGAGAGCUGGAUGUCUUUCCUGCAGAGGAUGGAGGACGGUCUGGCUGUGGACGUGGCCGGAUCGUACGCCGGCCUCCGACAGCAGCUCUGCACACACAAGCGGUUCCAGGCAGAGCUGUCCACCGGUCACCAGAUCCUCCACUCCGUCAUCAGCGAAGCUCUUCACCUGCUGCAGAGAGGAGAGCUGGACGACAGGAGUGACUUCAUCCUGAAGCUGGCCCAGCUCAGGGAGCACUGGCAGGGGGCGGUGCAGCGCGCCGACCAGCGGCGCUCCCUGGUGGAGGGGCUGGUGAGGCACUGGCACCUGUACCACCGCAGCCUGAAGAAGCUGCAGAAGUUCCUGUCGGACACGCACGCCCUCCUGCCCCCCGCCGGGCCCCCCCGCUGCAGCCUGCAGCAGCUCAGACGCUCGCUGCGAGACCUCCAGCACACAGAGCUGCUGUUCCAGAGGUAUCAGUGCAGUUUCAUCCACACGCUGGAGGUCGGCCGGCAGCUCUUUGCCAUGGGGGACGAGGAGACCCAGACUCAGCUGCAGACGGACCUGGGGACCCUGCAGGACGAGUGGGACAGACUCCACGCUCAGCUGGGCCGGAGGAUGGACCUCACCGAAGCCAUCGUCAAGAACUGGGAGCGCUGCGAGGCCGAGCUGGCGGACAGCAUGCUGCAGCUGAAGGACAUGAAGACCAUGGUGAACCAGUUGAUUCCAGAGUGGGACGAUGAGCUGCAGAGAAACGAGAAAUUCAACAAG
Paralichthys olivaceus (Japanese flounder) is the source of this 2447-nucleotide messenger RNA. Lineage: Eukaryota; Metazoa; Chordata; Actinopteri; Pleuronectiformes; Paralichthyidae. The record is from RefSeq and is a predicted model, not a curated record.